AACCAGACCAAGAAUGUUGUGGUGAAAGUGUAUUCGUAUUCUGACCACGCCAGCUGAUCGUUCCCCGCCGGUGUGGUGUGAGUGAGUGACAGAGGUGGUGCGCCAUUCAUGUCUUCGGAUUGUUGUGGCCAAGUGCAGGACAGUUUCGGACAGAUUUUCCGCGCGGUUUUCGACACGCACGGCGGUUCUGUUAUCCUUAUCUUAUCGAUCGUCAUGUCAGUCGUCAGUGCCUUCGUUUGGACCGGCGGCAGAGAGCGACGAAAUCCAAGUGGCAGUGACAACGCCAAACACUAACUUACCCGUUUGUUUACGGUUUGGGUAAUGCCAGAAGACAAGAUGGUGGCGCCUUCACGUGGAGAAGAAGUGGUGUGGGACAAGCAAGUGACGAACGGCGGAGGCGCAGCCCUGCUGGCGGAGCACAACGGUGCAGCCAUCACGGGGUCGCCGAGGAGGCCGGAGUCGCGGGGCGAAGACCUGCAGUGCGGUCUGGGAAUGUGCACUCCCGGCUGGCUCCAGGUGUUCGCCUCCAAGCAGGCGUUCCUGGUCACAUUCUGCGUCACCUGGGUGCUGCAGGGGAUGUACUACACGUACUUCGUCAGCGUCAUCACCACGAUAGAGAAGCUGUUUCAGCUGCAGAGCAAGACCACAGGAGUGAUCAUGAGUGCAACGGAGAUAGGUCAGAUAGGCUCCUCGCUGCUGUUGACGUACUACGGCGGCCAGGGUCACCGACCCAAGUGGAUCGCCUGUGGGAUGGUUCUGUUCGCCGUCGCAUCCUUCACCUGCUCCCUGCCGCACUUCAUCUUCGGCGAACAGCUGAUGCAGAGUAGAGAGACGAUGUUCAACAGCAUCACCCAGACGCCUAACUCCACCGUGAUGAGGCCCGACGUCUGCCACGCCGCGGAGUUGUUCUCCCUCAACACUCCGGCGUUGGAGGAGUGUAGAGAGGAGGCGAUGCAGGAGCAGAAUGCGCAGACAAAGACGACAAAGAAAGUGCUGGUGAUAUUCUUCGUGAGUUUGUUAGGCGUGGGGAUGGGACAGACCGCUGUGUACACACUAGGGAUCCCCUACAUAGACGACAACGUGGCUGGUAGAGAGUCGCCGUUGUACUUCGCUAUCACUAUCGGAGUGCGGAUAUUGGGACCAGCGCUAGGGUUCAUCCUGGGGUCUCUGUGUACCCUGUUGUACGUCGACCUCUCCGUGGACCCUCCAGUGACUCCCAAGGACCCUCGAUGGGUCGGCGCUUGGUGGUUGGGUCUCGUGUGCAUCUCCGCGCUUCUGAUGCUCGCGUCCUUAGCCAUGUUUGCGUUUCCUAAAAGACUGAGUACUUGUAGAGUCGUCGCUCCUUCUGUGAAGAAGCGCGAACGCAAGAACCCCAGCCUCAGAGACUUUCCGAAAGCCAUCAAGAGGUUGCUGAAGAACGACAUCCUCAUGUUUCGCACGGCCAGUAGUGUGCUGCACAUUCUGCCCAUCGCAGGGCUCUACACGUUCUUGCCCAAGUACCUAGAGUCGCAGUUCAGGCAGACAGCCCAUACUGCCAACAUGGUCUCUGGCAUUGGAGGCAUCCUGGUGAUGGGUCUGGGCAUUAUCAUGUCAGGAGUAUUCAUCCUUAGAGUCAAGCCCAAUGCAAGGUUUGUGGCCGCAUGGAUUGCCUUUACUGCCGUUGUCUACGCAAUAGGAAUGGGGAUCCUGAUGACUAUUGGAUGUCCAAUGGACGACUUUGCUGGUCUGAAAAUAGGCGAAGGUUUCAAUGCAGCCAAGUUUGAGCCUCCCUGCAAGUUGGAUUGUAACUGCAACAUGGUGAAGUUCAACCCAGUGUGUGGCUCGGAUAGGCUCACCUACUACUCCCCUUGUCAUGCAGGCUGUCAUAACUAUACACUCAGCAAAGACUCGUCUAUUGUAGAGCAGUUCACAGAAUGCUCUUGUAUGGGGUCUGAUGAACAAGUAACGGAGCGCAUUGGUGUGUGUGAGAGUGACUGCAACAACUUCACUCUGUACAUCGUCUUAUUCUCCGUCUUUGUCUUUGUCCACUCGACUUCCGAAGUUGGCAGCAUGCUUCUCAUUCUUCGCUGUGUUGAUCCCAAAGACAAAGCAAUGGCCUUGGGUCUCAUUCAGUUUGCUAUCGGCCUUUUUGGUAACGUGCCUUGCCCUAUCAUCUACGGAGCGUUGGUGGACUCUGCCUGUUUACUAUGGGACACAGUGUGUGGCAAACAAGGUGCUUGUAGACUCUACGACACAAAGAUGUUCCGAUUGUUCUUUCAUGGUACAACUGGGGCUCUAAUGUUGUGUGCGUUCUUUGUUGACAUCAUCGUCUGGUACAAAGCUGGCAGCAUCAACUUCGUAGACGAGCAGACGACUGCUCAGGAUGAAGAACUCAACCCUAUGACGGGGAAGUCAAGAUCGGAAACGAGCGUUUGAUUAAAGCAUCAAGUCCCUAGGGACAUCAGUUACCAAGUUCAGGGAGAGUGCCAUGCUACCUCACAACCCUAGGGCAUCAUAGUUCCUCCCUCACUACCCACCAUUACUCUGCAGCCCCAUUCCUCUUAGGAGGGUUCAAGGGUCAUCUCAACCUUCAACCUUCAGGAGUCUCCAGUCAUCAGUGAACUGCGGACUUUAAUCUUUUAACAAAGGCUUUAAGGAAAACUUGUAAAGUUUACAUUAUAAGUUGAUUAAUUCAAAAUGAAUUGAGGAAUAGUUUCUUGAGGAACUAGGCUUUUUUGUAUUUGAUGUAUAUUUUAUUUUUAUACGUUUUUUGCAAAAAAUUAUUCACCAAGUUUUAAAAACUAGUGUUGAUACAUUUUAAUGAUAAAGAAUGUAAUUUCUUUAAUUUUUAAUGAUAGAUUUUUAGCAAUGAGUGUUUAAAAUUAUUAAACAUGAUAUAUUUUAUCUUAUUAAAUUAGAUUUCAAGAUGUUAGUGAAAAGUUGUUUGAAACGCUUUAUGGAAGAACAGUUUUCUGUUUUAGCCAAGUGUGCUUUUAUUUUAAGCAUUUACCUCAUUGUGUUUUACCAGUUUGACAGUUAACUUUUCUAAAAUAAACUGUAACAAUUAAUUCUAAAUGAUAAACUAAGGUAAUGAAAGGACUUGAUAUUAGUUAUUUAGGUUAUAGCCAUUUUAUAAAUGUGUCAAAACCGCCCAAUUAGGGACUUAUAUAGCUGUAUUUAACUAUAAACACACCACUUUAUAUGCAAGGUUAAAACAAGGUUAAAAUCAUUAACAAGUGUGGUUAUUACCAAAAUACAAUUAAAAUUAUUAAAAACCUGAACAAUUUAUUCUUUCCAAAAGGAUUGCCCCUGCACAUCAGUAGGUGGAUUUAUUACUCGUCAUACUGCAGCAUAAACAGCUGUUUUCCAAUACAGGCAUUGAGGGUCUAAACUAGGUAGCUCUUUUUCUCCCUAGGAGAAAAACUCUGCUUGAGUCAUUAGCAGUACAUUUUGCUCACUCGUUACCUUUGUAUCAAAAGUAUCAGUUGUAAUUCUGGAUUUCAAUAGAUUGUGGUUCAUUCUGUGUUAUUGUCGACUGAGUUCAAAGCUGUUUACAUUGAAUCUAAGAAUGGAUGACUCGAGAAAACAGUUUAUUUCUCUGAAAUCCCAAGAAAUUCAAGAAAAAUAUUGAUAUAUCAAUAGUUUGACAUAUUACUCGUCAUACUGCAGCAUAAACAGCUGUUUUCCAAUACAGGCAUUGAGGGUCUAAACUAGGUAGCUCUUUUUCUCCCUAGGAGAAAAACUCUGCUUGAGUCAUUAGCAGUACAUUUUGCUCACUCGUUACCUUUGUAUCAAAAGUAUCAGUUGUAAUUCUGGAUUUCAAUAGAUUGUGGUUCAUUCUGUGUUAUUGUCGACUGAGUUCAAAGCUGUUUACAUUGAAUCUAAGAAUGGAUGACUCGAGAAAACAGUUUAUUUCUCUGAAAUCCCAAGAAAUUCAAGAAAAAUAUUGAUACAUUAAUAGUUUGACAUAUUGAUAAUUGAUAGUAUAAUGGAUACAAACACAAUCACAAUAUACAAAAGGAUACAAUACCUUACUAAACAGCAGCUUGUUAACAAUAGCAAAAUUGAAAACAAGAUACAAGUCACAUUGGGAGCAUAUCUUUAUAUACAAAUUAUUUUGUUUUUGUAAAUUAGUUUGCUUAAAUAAUGGUGCAGUAUGACGUAAAAUAUAGUUCACCACACAAACUAAAAGUGUCUUUUCAACCAUCUUUCAUUUUCCGAGGGUUAAACUUGUGCUUGUGUCGGGAAGAGUCACUUAGCAUCAUAGUGAUGAAAUGUACUAAAUAAACUAUGAAUAAAUAGGCCUAUACAAUUUUUACUCUUUUAUGAUAUUAUUGUUGCCUGAGAAAAGGCUUAAAAACCCCUAUUAUCAUGAUGGCCUUUGAGUCAAGUAUUUUUACAUCUAGUACUGAGAAAUUACUGAUUUGAUACAAAUAUUUUUAUACUUUUAUAAAACAUAGCAUUUUUUAAUAAUGUUUGACUAAUGUUUAACAGAUGUCAACAUCCCAAAACUGUGUUAAUGUUUUUAAACAUGAGAGUACAAACUAUAUGGCAUAAAAACCAAGCAUAGAUUUAAGUAUAAGACUGUAUUUUUUAUUUACCGAGCAAUUUUCUUACAUAAAAUGUUACUUAUGUUGUUGAAUCUGUCAAGCAUUGAACAGAUGGAAUUAGAUAUUUAUGAAUGUUGUGGCUUUAAAUCUGGAGGAAUAUGGUGCAUUAAAGGCAAAUUUUGUAGACAAAUUGUUGAAAUAAUUCUAGUAAAAUAUGUAAAUUUUCUACAUAUAUAUAUAUUUUAGUAGAUUUAAUGUUUUUUGUAGAUUUGUACAAAGUUUAAGGCCUAAAUGAUUGUAAUUUAUUUGUAGAUAAAGUAUUCUUAUAGAAUCUCAACUAUGGAAACAAAAAGAACAUUUUUAGUGUGUUUGUUACAUGUUUUUACAGUAGAUCUUUUAAGGGCUAUAAGAUAUUAUCAUAGGUAAAUAAUUGCUAACCACGUUGGUUUGUACCAUACCUAUACCAUGGUACCUUGGUUUUAUAAAUUAGUAGAAAAGUUUCUUAUACUGAAUAACCAAACUCACCUAGAAGACUUUAUAGACAUCACAUUUUCAAAGAUAUAUUUUUAGCUAAAUUAUAAUAUAAGUUCAAUUAAGCUAUAGAAUUCACGUUAUGUGUCAUUCACAAUACAUCUGCUUGUAUGAUAUUUAAAAUACAGCGGAGUCUUGCUAAUCAGAACUUGUGAGGCCUGAACCUUUUUGGCUAAGUCAUUUUUCCAAUUUUUUUUUUUUUGUGGCAUUACAUUGACAUGAACAUAGAUGGCAGCAACAAUACUCUACUAUAACCCAUCUGGUGCACAUAAGUAAGACUGACCCUUGUAAGAUGACUUCAAGCCUUGCAUUCUAACAUCAGAUUAUAGAGAAAAAACAUUGGGAAAAACAUUGGGAAAAACAUUGGGAAACCUAGAGGCCAUCUACACAUUCCACUUACCUACAUGUUCAUACUAGCAGGACUCUUCUUUAUGCAAUUGUUAAAACUUUUAAAAUAAAAUGAAAACUAAAUUUAGACAGUAUUUAGUGACUAGAUUUGUAUAAUAAAACAUGUAAAUACAUUAGGUUGAUUAUUGCACCAUGGAAUCUAUGAGCUGAUCUAACAUCACUGAGAUGUUAAGUAUCGUCCAAUGUUCUGGGCUGUGUCUUUUGAUAAGUUAAUUUUAUAUUUGUUAAAUGAAUAUUUUUAGGUUUGAGUUUUGUCCUAAUUUAGUGCAUGUUAAACAAGUAAAUAGUGAUUAUUUAUGUCGAACAUUUGUGUUCUUUUACAAGUUUUACUGUUUUUAUUGUUUAGUUUAUGUCAGCUAAAUUGAUUGUUAAAGGGCAUUUUAGACUACAACGUUUAUGUUAUAUUUGUUAUUUUAGAUAAUUUGUAUGAAAUUUACUGUUGUUCAUGUUCUUUUUUGCUUUGGAUUUUAUUUUUUGAAGAUCUUUAAACUCUCAAAGCCUAAGGACUAUAUGCAGUCCUGAUUCUUUUAUUCUGCUUAUUACACGAUAUUGAUAUUUCACUGAGGCCGAUAUUUUAAUAGGAUUAGAAAUGUCGACUAAACUAAAAAAUGUUUAUCACAAGUUAAUGUUCUUAAAGUUGUUAACAGCUUCUUUUUAUGAGAAACUCAGUCAAUUAUUACGUGCUUGCAACUUCUAUUGCAACAACAUAAAACAUAAAAUAUAAACUUAUUCAACAACAAUUUAUAUACAACAAUUUCAAUAUAUAAAACUUAAACCAGAAUUUUAUAACUGAAAAAUUAGAUAGUUAAUUUUAAAAUCAAAUGUAAAACCUUACUGUUCUUAAAAACAAAUAUACCAAACUGUAUCUAAGCCUUUCUUAGGAUUUUUUGGACAAUGUACUGUAACAAAUUUACUACUAUCAAAUAGUUAAGUAGGUUAGGAGAGAUAAUUAAAUUGACAAUAUCAGUGAUUGAAUAUCAACAUCACAAACAUUUAUAAUCUUUAUACAACUUUGUUAUUUUUUACAAGCUAUUUUCCUUUCCUUGCGCUGUAAUUGUCCUAAUAAAAAAAUUUUCUAUACAAUUUUA
Messenger RNA from Macrosteles quadrilineatus (aster leafhopper), 6556 nucleotides. RefSeq names its product solute carrier organic anion transporter family member 74D-like. Gene Ontology annotation, molecular function: protein binding. Bases 322 to 2415 code for a protein of 697 amino acids. Gene Ontology annotation, biological process: sodium-independent organic anion transport; transmembrane transport. The transcript has 9 exons. The record is from RefSeq and is a predicted model, not a curated record. Gene Ontology annotation, cellular component: membrane. Lineage: Eukaryota; Metazoa; Arthropoda; Insecta; Hemiptera; Cicadellidae.